Passer domesticus (house sparrow) is the source of this 4914-nucleotide messenger RNA. It is a transcript of the gene EGR2, whose product is annotated as early growth response 2. Bases 83 to 1756 code for a protein of 557 amino acids. Gene Ontology annotation, molecular function: RNA polymerase II cis-regulatory region sequence-specific DNA binding; DNA-binding transcription factor activity, RNA polymerase II-specific. Lineage: Eukaryota; Metazoa; Chordata; Aves; Passeriformes; Passeridae. The record is from RefSeq and is a predicted model, not a curated record. The transcript has 2 exons. Gene Ontology annotation, biological process: regulation of transcription by RNA polymerase II.
GGGGGGCGCGGGGCGGGCGCGGGCCGCCGGGUCCCACACGCGGGCGCCCACGUGACCGCCGGGCCCGUUCCUCAGUCCUUAUAUGGGCAGUGACGUCCCGGGCAUUCAGGGGGCCCCCAUAAAUAGUUACCGCCAGACUUGUCCUCCAGCGCGAGCUGCGGCGGGAGCGCGGCGCUCCCGGGGCACCGCGGGCACCGCACCGCCGCGACGGGGCGGCCGCCCGCCCGCACAUGCCGCGCCGGCUCCCCGCGGUCCCCCCGCGCUGGUGGUAGUGGGAGGCAGGGGGAAGCGCCCCCUCCUCUCCCUCCCCUCCCCGCCCCGAGCGCCCACCGCCGGCCGGGAGCGCCGCUCCCCCGGCCGCCCCGCUGCCCCCAUGAUGACCGCCAAGGCGGUAGACAAGAUCCCGGUGACCCUCGGUGGGUUCGUGCACCAGCUCCCCGAGGCCAUUUACCCGGCGGAUGACAUCUCCGCCGCGCUGCCAACUUCGGUCGCGAUCUUCCCCAAUGCCGACCUGGCAGGGCCGUUCGACCAGAUGAGCGGUGUGGCAGGAGACGGCAUGAUCAACGUGGACAUGGGCGACAAGCGGGCCCUGGACCUGCCCUACGGUGGCGGCUUCGCGCCCAAUGCCCCGGCUUCCCGAAAUCAGACCUUCACCUACAUGGGCAAAUUCUCCAUCGACCCGCAGUACCCUGGCGCCGGUUGCUACCCCGAGGGCAUCAUCAACAUCGUGAGCGCGGGGAUCCUGCAGGGGGUCAGCACGCCCUCCUCCGCCGCCUCCUCCGCCGCCUCCUCCGCCUCCUCCGCCGCCUCCUCGGCCACCGCCGCCUCCGCCACCUCCCCCAACCCGCUGGCCGGGGCCCUCGGCUGCACCAUGGCACAGGGCCAGCCAGCCGACCUGGAGCAUCUCUACUCUCCUCCGCCGCCGCCCUACUCGGGCUGCGGUGACCUGUACCCGCAAGACCCCUCCUCGGCUUUCCUGCCCGCCGCCGGCGGCGGGGCACUGCCUUUUCCCCCGCCGCCCUCCUACCCCUCACCGAAGGCGGCGGCGGCCGACGGCGGGCUCUUCACCAUGAUCCCCGAGUACGGCGGCUUCUUCCCGCCGCCUCAGUGCCAGCGGGAGCUCCACGCCGGCCCCGACCGCAAGCCCUUCCCCUGCCCCCUCGACUCGCUCCGCGUCCCGCCGCCCCUCACGCCGCUUUCCACCAUCCGCAACUUCACGAUGGGGGCGCCCCCGGCGGGCGCCGCCCCCGGCAGCGCUCCCGGCAGCGGCGGGGGCGAGGGUGCGGGCGCCCGGCUGCCCGCCGGCGCCUACAGCCCGCACCACCUGCCGCUGCGGCCCAUUCUGCGGCCCCGCAAGUACCCCAACCGGCCCAGCAAGACGCCGGUCCACGAGCGGCCCUACCCGUGCCCCGCCGAGGGCUGCGACCGCCGCUUCUCCCGCUCCGACGAGCUCACCCGGCACAUCCGCAUCCACACGGGCCACAAGCCCUUCCAGUGCCGUAUCUGCAUGCGGAACUUCAGCCGCAGCGACCACCUCACCACCCACAUCCGCACGCACACCGGCGAGAAACCCUUUGCCUGCGAUUUCUGCGGUAGGAAGUUCGCCCGUUCCGAUGAAAGGAAGCGGCACACCAAGAUUCACCUGCGCCAGAAGGAACGAAAAGGAGCCGCCGCCGCCGGCGGGUGCCCGCAACCCGGCGGCGGGAGCGGCACCGCCGCCCUGGCCCCCUGCGCGGCGCGGACGCGGACGCCCUGACGGCGCGGGACGCGCAGGAGCCAGCGCGGAGCCGCCGCCGAGCGCGGCGGGCGCGGAGCGGAGCGGGGCCCGGCGGGGCGCGACGAGCACCUGGCGGCGCCGCGGGGCUCCCCCGGGCCGGGGCGGGCCGGAGCGGGCCGGAGCGGCGGGUGUACAUAGGGGCUGCGGCGGGAGGAUGGAUGCAUGCAGUGCCGUCGUGGUGAGGUGUCCUUGGUGCCUUGUGUGGUGUAGAGCCCGGUCCCCUGUCUGCAUGUGGGGGGUGCCUUACCGAUCCGCUCCGACGACAGCGGCGACACCGAGACCGGAAAGUUUUUCCCUCCCUGGUUUUAGUAUGGCUGUACAUUUCUGCCUAUUAAUAUUGGGAUUUUUUUUUUUUUAGAGACUAUAUUUUUGUACGCACUGGUUUGGGGUUUUGGUUUUGUUUUUCUUUUUGGUGACUUAAAAGUGUUCCGUUUGUAGUAGGACUUGGGACAGGAUGUAAAUACUCGGGCUGGGACCGGCGCCCGUGGUCGGCCGGGACCCAGCGCGCCGCAGGUAACACGAAUAAUGCACAACCACUAACGGGGGCUGGAAGGAGAGGGGGGGGGUAUCUUUCUGGCCACUCUGUAAAUAAACUUUUCGACAAUAGGGUAGGUGCUUACAAAGUUUAUAAAAGACGACAAAUAAAUCUCUUAAUUAUGCUAAAUUGACAUCUUUAUUUCCGUAGGUUCCCUGGCCUGACCCAGGGAGGGGGUGUUCCCCGCCCGUCCCCGACCCGUGCCGCGUCCCGGGGUCCGGGACGGGCUGCGGGGCAGCCCAGCCGGGGUCCGACGGGCGCACCGCACCGCCCCGCAAAGCCUCGGCGUGGAAAACCUGCGGCCUCGGCCCCAGCGUACAAACACUCGCUUUUGGGCGCGGGAAUUUCCCUCGGAGACGGGAUAAUAUUAACCAGGGAGCGGGGUGGGUUUUUUUUUUGACUCAUUCUGUUUUGUUCCGCGGUUACGAUCCGCCCCAGGCAACCUCCGCGAGUGGGCUCCGGAACAGUGAGUACCGCCGCCCCGACGGCCGCCGCUCGGGGGAAGCGGCUCCCGGCGGCGCGGAGCUGCGCGGGCGGCGCCGCGCCCGCGCCCGGGGGCUCCGCAGCGGCCCGGGGCGGCGGCGCUCACCCCCGCGGCACACCCGGACUGUUUUUGCUGAACCCACAUGGCCGCAAUAUCGUGCCCCUUUUUUUUUUUUUUUUUUUUUUUGUAAACUUAUUUUGGUUUUUUUAAACGCUAUUCCGGCCUCGGCCCCACCGUCAGCUCCUGCCAUCGGUGCAGGGCCGUAAGCGCCCCGCGGGCUUGCCCCCCUGCCACACAGAACCCUGGUGCGGCCCGCCCUGCAGAGGUGAGCUGUGCAGGACGGACAUCACUAACACCACAGUCCAGCACAGUGGGGCGAAGGGGUUAAGUCCUUUCUUGGUGGUUCCCAGCCUCUGCUUGCGCAGGUGUUAGGUCCCAUAGCGCAAAGCCCCAGCAGCACCUGCCUUUUCUGUCUGAUAGAAAUCCCUGCUCCCCAUUUUCUGGAACUCAUGCCGGCUUUUGGGGCAGCUGCUCUUCAGUGGGAGCUGAAGCGACAUGUCCGGUUUUGAACCAAGACAGCUUUUGAAGUUGGGCAUGGACCAGCCUCUGCAGGAGAAGCUGCGCUCACUGCCCCACCAUCCACCUUAGCAGCACAAGUAAGCCUUCACAUCCCGGUUUGCAGUUUUGCCACCUGAUCCCACAUGGUCCUGGCCCCCAAGAGACCACAGCCAGCUGGAGGGAUGUCAUACAGAAGCUGUGGCCUCCUCGACUGCUGUGCUUCUGCAGGUACCGCCACAGCCUUGGAUAACCAAAGCUCGGUCACAGCCAGAGCAUCUUGAGCAAAAUUGGUAUCUCAGCUACCCAGACACAAUCCAAGGCUCCCCCUGCACUGUCCAAACUAUUGUCUCCAGCCACGCUACAAAAUUAAAACCCAAAUCAAAAGCAAAAAUGAUAUAAACAACACUGAAAUCAUAAAAGAUGUGAACUAAGGAAACUGCUGGUGACUAGUGUACGGCUACAAGAGCACCUCACAUGGCACAGUAUCAAUGGUCCUACACUCCUGUCUGUGCCUUACACUGAGAGCCAGCUUCAGAAGCAGCAAUAGUGUAUGUGCCUGGAUUUGCCCGCAGGAUCUGGGCUGAGAAUCCAGGGCUAAGCAUCGCCUCCCAAGGAAAAGCCGGUCACACUGUUCAACUGUCAGGCCAAAGAAACCAGAGCUCCGCACUGUGCUUGGCUCGAGGCUGUCGUACUUGUGAAGGAAAGUAAUGACUGGUCACUGGUGAGAUAUCUUGUAUUUAUUUUACAAUUCAGCAAUAAUAGUUAUUUUGCUGUCGUGAAAACACAAUAACCAGACUGCAGAGAGAAGGAAUGGCAUUACAGACUUAAACCUUCCGCUUACAGAUAUCCAGAACAUAGGAAGUAAGUUUCAAUUAGUGAGUAAGCAAGAAGUUACACAAAGAGGCUUUUAAAAAAAAUGCAUCUCAGGUUUUCUUUGCUAUUUUUCCAGCUUUAAAUACUUUGGUACUAACACCUUAAUUUAAAAAAAAAAAGGAAAAACAAGAGAGAAAAAAAAAAGAUUUUGCCAUGGUUAACCAGCACUCCGCAGCGUGACCAUGCUGUCCUCUUCACAAAGAUGCAUUAAAUACUGUCCCACUAAACAUCUUGACUAGGUUUUACACAUGGAGGAAAAAAAUUAAAAACUCAGCAGAAAGACCUAAGGGGAGGAUAGAGUAUUUAGGAUGAAAAAUGCUCACUGUCGCAGUUUGUUUUUCCAGUACAGCUGUUUGCAUGCACCAUGCUAUCCUCUUUGUGGACUUCUGAAAAAGGAUAACUGUCUGCAUUAGGCUUGGAGAGAGGUAGAAACAGGCUGUAACACAGGGAGGCAUUGCCUUAUAAUUAAUGACUACAUUCGAUCAAGAAUUGUUAAACAUUAACUAAUGCUAAGCUGCAGGGGAAUUCCAAGAAAAACAGGUAAGCCAGCUGCAGAAAUAUCAGACACCUUUAAGUGCUCAAAGAAUAAAUGGAAAUCGCCUGAAAUAAUUUCUACCAAUUUUUUCCUUGCAAAAUAAUUAAUCCAUGCAUGCAUAAUGCUGACUUCUAUAUUACAUUCAUUCUUUC